CGCGCUCUCUUCCUCCCUCAGACAACUCGCUCUCCCUCUCUCCUCACCAACCCCCCUCCUCCACGUAAUUCCGAAAGAGCAGAAGAAAGAGAAGGAGAACAAGAAACGAAGAGCUAGUAAACGAGAGCGGGAGCACAGAAAAAAGGCUGAAGAGGACCGAAAGGGAGGAAAAGAGAAGAAUGGACAACCACAAAACGCAGAGAUUGCGGAAAAUUUCCAGCGCCAUUGGCUGGGCAGCGUGAGUCCUUUGGUCAGGCGUGAUUUCAGCACCGGGGGGACUGGACAGCACCUCGGGGGGGACUUGGGCAAUCCUCAAUCAUAGCAAGAACUCCUCUCCAGCAGCCUCCACCACAGAAGACGCUGAAAACCCUGCUUUGUAUCAGAGAGGCAAGGAUGGUUGCUGUUACUUUGUGAUGAGAUCGGGGAUGAAUUGCUCGCUUUAAAAAUGCUGCUUUGGAUUCUGUUGCUGGAGACAUCUCUUUGUUUUGCCGCUGGAAACGUUACAGGGGACGUUUGCAAAGAGAAGAUCUGUUCUUGCAAUGAGAUAGAAGGGGACCUUCACGUAGACUGUGAAAAAAAGGGCUUUACAAGUCUGCAGCGUUUCACCGCCCCGACUUCCCAGUUUUACCAUUUAUUUCUGCAUGGCAAUUCCCUCACUCGACUUUUCCCUAAUGAGUUCGCUAACUUUUAUAAUGCGGUUAGUUUGCAUAUGGAAAACAAUGGCUUGCAUGAAAUCGUUCCGGGGGCUUUUCUGGGGCUGCAGCUGGUGAAACGGCUGCAUAUUAACAACAACAAGAUCAAGUCUUUUCGAAAGCAGACUUUUUUGGGGCUGGACGAUCUGGAAUAUCUCCAAGCUGAUUUUAAUUUAUUACGGGAUAUAGACCCGGGGGCCUUCCAGGACUUGAACAAGCUGGAGGUCCUCAUUUUAAAUGACAAUCUCAUCAGCACCCUACCUGCCAAUGUGUUCCAGUACGUGCCUAUCACCCACCUCGACCUUCGGGGAAAUAGGCUGAAAACGCUGCCCUAUGAGGAGGUCUUGGAGCAAAUCCCUGGCAUCGCUGAGAUCCUGCUAGAGGAUAACCCUUGGGAUUGCACCUGUGAUCUCCUCUCUCUGAAAGAAUGGCUGGAAAACAUUCCCAAAAAUGCUCUAAUUGGCCGAGUGGUCUGUGAAGCCCCCACCAGACUGCAGGGCAAAGACCUUAAUGAAACUACUGAACAGGACUUGUGUCCUUUGAAAAACCGAGUGGAUUCCAGUCUCCCGGCACCCCCCGCACAAGACGAGACCUUUGCCCCUGGCCCCCUGCCAACUCCUUUCAAGACAAAUGGGCAGGAGGAUCGUGCUACCCCAGGGUCUGCUCCAAACGGAGGUACAAAGAUCCCCGGCAACUGGCAGAUCAAAAUCAGACCCACGGCAGCAGUGGCGACGGGAGGUGCCUGGAACAAACCCCCUGCGAAUGGCUUGCCCUGCCCCGGGGGCUGCAGUUGCGACCACAUCCCCGAAUCAGGUUUAAAGAUGAACUGCAACAACCGGAACGUGAGCAGUUUGGCUGAUUUGAAGCCCAGGCUCUCCAAUGUGCAGGAGCUUUUCCUGAGAGAUAACAAGGUCCACAGCAUCCGAAAAGCGCACUUUGUGGAUUACAAGAACCUCAUUUUGUUGGAUCUUGGCAACAAUAACAUAGCCACCGUGGAGAACCACACUUUCAAGAACCUUUUGGACCUUCGGUGGCUGUACAUGGAUAGCAACUACCUGGACACGCUGUCCCGGGAGAAAUUCGCCGGACUGCAGAACUUAGAAUACCUGAACGUGGAGUACAACGCGAUCCAGCUUAUUCUCCCUGGCACUUUCAACGCCAUGCCCAAACUGAGGAUCCUCAUUCUCAACAACAACUUGCUGAGGUCCCUCCCAGUGGACGUUUUCGCGGGGGUCUCACUUUCUAAGCUCAGCUUGCAUAACAAUUAUUUCAUGUACCUCCCGGUGGCCGGGGUGCUGGACCAGCUAACCUCCAUCAUCCAGAUAGACCUGCAUGGAAACCCCUGGGAGUGCUCCUGCACCAUUGUGCCUUUCAAGCAAUGGGCAGAACGCCUGGGUUCUGAAGUGCUGAUGAGCGACCUCAAGUGUGAGACGCCUGUGAACUUCUUUAGAAAGGACUUCAUGCUCCUCUCGAACGACGAGAUCUGCCCCCAGCUGUACGCCAGGAUCUCGCCCACGUUAACUUCGCACAGUAAAAACAGCACUGGGUUGGCGGAGACCGGGACACACUCCAACUCCUACCUAGACACCAGCAGGGUGUCCAUCUCCGUGUUGGUCCCGGGACUGCUGCUGGUAUUUGUCACCUCCGCCUUCACCGUCGUGGGCAUGCUCGUGUUUAUCCUGAGGAACCGCAAGCGGUCCAAGAGAAGGGAUGCAAACUCCUCAGCGUCCGAAAUUAAUUCCCUACAGACAGUCUGUGACUCUUCCUACUGGCACAAUGGGCCUUACAACGCAGAUGGGUCCCAUAGAGUGUAUGACUGUGGCUCUCACUCGCUCUCAGACUAAAUCCCCAAAACUGAUGAAGAGGGGAGGGAAGCCAGAGAGCGAUACAUCCUCUGCCUCCAGCAUACCAGCGGUUUGACCCAAAUCUAGUGUACCCCAAGCCUUGAUGGACAUAAGUAAAUAAAUAACUGGGAAUUCACUCAACUAAGAGGCUCUGACCCUUUAGAUCCCUUCUGGAAACAAAGAGCACAGUGUGGCUAGCCAGGCAAACGCAACUGGCUUGCUCUUUGCUCUGAGCUCUUUUGACUGAAAGCCCUGCAUGGGCCCUGCCAGAAGAAUACAGUAUCCUCGUCCCUGGCAGAAGGACCUGUGGGGAUGACUGCCUUGGUUCUAUACAUAUAUACAUAUAUCCAUAUCUAUAUAGAGAGAUAGAUAUCUAUUUUUCCCCUGUGGAUAGCCCCUAUGAUGGCUCCCUGUUGGCUUCGCAGGGAUGGGCAGUUGCACGAAGGCAUGAAUGUAUUGUAAAUAAAUAACUUUGACUUCCGACAAAAUCAAAAAACAAAAAGUGCUGCAUGGCUCGCAUGGAAUCCACGCGCUCCAGGGACUCUCCUGCGCCCCUCCCCCCCGUGACUGGAGAUGGUGUCACAGCACCCACCCUCUUACCUGAUAAGUCCCAUCGUAUCAAACUUUCUAUAAACAAAAUAUAGUAUAAUCAAAAAGUGCCAUUUCUCCAUUAUUUGUGAUUGGUAGGCAGUUCAGAGCGUAUGUUUACUGUGAAAAAAUGUAAAGGUUUUAUUUAAGACAUUUGCAUGGCUCUUCAUCAGUCCAUCUAAUGAGUUAAUGUAUUUAGUUGAGGAGUUUUGGGGAUUGUUUUGGGUUUUUUAUUUUGAUGGUGAUGUUUUAUUUUAUUUUAUUUUUUGAGGGGGAAUAUUUUUUUAUACAUAUCCAAUAAUGCCUUCCAUCUGAAUGUAAAAUAAGUACCCAUGAUUUCUAUUAUAGUAUCAGUGUAAUUAUUUAAAAAAAAAGAUUUUGAGGCAGUUAAGCAUGACCAAUUAACGUCACUCUAGUGCUUAGGCUGCGAUCCUAUGUUAGCAAUUCUGUGCUGGUAUCAAUCUUACUUAUAAAGUAGGAACAAAGAACCGAGAAAGCACGUGAAACUUACUAAUUCUAUUCAAGGAUUUUAUAAUGGCAUAUUUUUUCAGUAUUAAAGUGAAAAUGUUUUCAAAUCUGGGUCCUUACAUUUUUCCAGCUUCAUUUUUGCAAGUGGUAAAUUGGAUUAGUGGUGCAAGGGGGGAGUGGAACGGAGGGGGGUGGAACCCUUUUUGAGCUACGUUAAGACUCUUUCAGUAAUGCCUCAGCCCUUUACCUUUCACUAGAUCCUCCUCCAGCAGCCCCCACCUUGCCUUAGACUUUCCUGGCUUUCCCCUGUCAUUAAAGUCUUCUCCCAUCUCCCUCCCCUCCCCUUUCCCUGCUCCUAAUGUGGCAGUGGAUCCUUUAUUAAUACUGGAAAUCCCUCGCUGCUGCUUUUGUUGGUGCUGCCCACACUGCAGAUACAUUAAGGAUGUUAGGAGAGAGUUGAUUUAAUUGACUCUGCCUAGAUCGGUCUCAUUAAACAGAGUGGAGAUUUCAUUGGUCAGCACUCCUCCAUGAAAGGCAGAUCUAAUGACUGGCAUUUGAGAUGCUGCUGGCGUUUUCAAUUCAACAUCUGCUGAAAAUGGUAAAACUAAUUAGUACCCACCUACCCUCCCCGCCCCCGCAACUGCAUAUGGAAAUUUGUUAAAGUAUUCAUCUUUAUGAAAAUCAAUCAUUAUCCUAAAGAAGUGCUUCUUUCCUAUCAUCUGGAUUUCUGUUUGUGGCCCAGUAAUUAACAAGAAAAGCAUUGAACUGUUUGAAUUUUAUAAGCCAAUGCAAUUCUGGCCUCAAUUCCACUGGGAUUUCUAAACAAGUCUAUUUUACCAGCAGUUAAGGUAAAAAGCCAGGCAAACUACUGGAGUCUGCAUUCCACCACUUAUCUAGCCUUGAGAAAUAUGUCCAAAAACUGCAGACCUCGGACUUAAAAAAUAAAUAAAUAAAGCUACAGAAUUAUAAAACACCUUAGAAAAAAAAUAGCCCCAGAGCAGUUGAAACCAGAUCUGCCAUCUAGAACUCCUUUUCUAAAGGGAAGUAAUUUCCCAGAACUGUGGUGUUCUGGAGUAUGUAUUAUUUAUUUUAACACUUUUAAAAUAAAAUCUUUAUUAUAAACCAUGA
This is a messenger RNA of Castor canadensis (American beaver), 4720 nucleotides long. NCBI's taxonomy places the organism in Eukaryota, Metazoa, Chordata, Mammalia, Rodentia, Castoridae. The record is from RefSeq and is a predicted model, not a curated record.